UCCGUCGCGAUACAAAAAUAUUUCGCAAUUGAAUCGCAGACAGCAAUGACUUCGCUAGAUUCUUUCCGCGAAACGUCAUUUGUUUAAAAUUAAUUUUCAUUGUAGUGCUGUUGUUGUCGUUGCACGACGAGGAAAUCUCGCUUAUCAAGUGGUUUAAUUGCUGAAGUGGAAAACGCGAAACAAGAAAAAAAAGGUUUGACGUGAAAAAAGAGACGUGACAACUUCAGAAAAUGGCGGAAAAGGACGUGCGAGAUGCCGAGCAAGUAGCUACUUCGGAGAAUUCGCUGCUGGCGAACGAUGGCGGGACCGAGCUGAAAAUCUUGCAGAAAAUCAACGAUUUGUAUCAGAAACGAAUUGAUGAAGUAGAACGUGUUGAAGGUGAUUUAGAGGAACCGAGUGAGCAAGUCUUGGCACUGAAGCUCGAGAACAAAAUUCUUCGCGAAUGGAAUCAAAAGUCGCAAGAAACCAUCCAACAGCUGUGCACGGAAAUGACAGAAACGGAAUCUCUCUUGGGCGAAAAGUACGAACAAAUGCUGAAAAACAUGGAAAAAGUGCCGCGCAUGAUUGAAAUCGAGCAGGAGAAGCUCCUGAAGGAAAUAAAUGAACUCAAAUCGCGUCCCUCGGAUGAAAUUGUGGGAGAUUCGCAGCUUGUGACACUGAAACGAAAGCUCGAAGAAGUCACCGAGGAACGAGAUUCGCUGAAAGAAGAGACCCAAAAGCUCGCAAAAGUCAUAAAUUCGAUACAGGAAGGCGAUUCUUUGGUAAAUUCGCGCACGCAACGCUUGGAACAGGAAAAUGCGGAUCUGAAAGCACGCAUCGCUGAGCUCGAAUCACAAUCAAAACGCAGUUCCUUGAGUCUUUUGGACAAAAUUGACUUUAAUUCAUCCGACGGGAGUGCUAUUGAUGGUUGUCAGUUGGAAAUAUUGCCUCUUCAGACAGAAUCCUCUACCACACUGUUGCCUGAGACGUCAGAAACGGAAGAUAUUUGGAGUAAUUUCCUCAAAAAAGUCGAAAAUUCGUUAAAAAUCGACCCCGAAGAAUUCCAAACUGUCGAUUCUGUGGAUAAAUUAUGGAAAAUAAUCGAAUCCAAUACCGAAAAUGCUGUGAAAAGUUCCUCAAACUCCUCAAAUGAUGCCGAAAUUCAAGUUGAUGUUCCCCAGCAACUCGGCACAGUCGUUCAAACAAUCACAGAAACCGCAAAUAGCGUCGUCGCACUUCUCGAGACGAUCGAAUCACACAAUACGGACCUCCCAAUCGAUGAAAUUCGUGCUCUUCUAACAGAUUUUGAUGCUUUACUUGCCUCCAUUAAAUCUUCCGCUGAGACAAAAAUCAAAACAAAGUUCACGAAAACGGGCGACGUCGAAAUUACGGGAUUUGUCGAUAUACCCGAAACGAAAUUCAAGGAAUUUGUGGAAAAGUUUCAAACGCACGAGAAAAGUGUCAAUGCGAAAAUUACAGAAAAAAAUAAAAAUGACAUGCAUGCGUUCCGUCGAGGUCUUGCAUCGCUCGUGCCGCAAAUUGAACAUCUCAGGGAUCAAAUUCAGGACAAAAAUUACUACCAGAAGGAGAAUAAGGCGUUAUUGAAGCGAAUUGAGACGUUGGAGAAGAAAAUUGUGUCGUUGCAGGGAACGAUAACGAAGACUUUUAAUUCGCUGGCGAGCUCGGAUAUGCUUGAGGAGAAGAAAAGAACGGAAUUGCAACAAGCUUUCAAGAUGAAUGACAUGAUUGGACUUACUUUGGCGAUCCAGUCGAUAGGAGUAGGGAUGAGAAAUGAAAUUUUCGCUGCCUCAAUGGAGUCGGAGAAGAGCAGAGAGGAGGUUCGAAUGAUGAAAAAGAAGUUGGAAGACAUGGAAAAGAAACAAGAAGAGCUGAUAAAGAAUCCCGUGGUUACGGAAAAGGAAACUAAGGAGAUGGAAAAAAUGAUGGGGAUGCAAAAAAUAGCCGAAGAGGAAAGUCGUCAAAUGAAAAAGUACAUCGCCUCUGUCAGAUUGGAGCUCAUCCAUUUGCUAACCGAAACGCGUAAUCAGCACUCGUCAGAUGGCACGGACUCGAGUAUCACGUCGGAUUAUGACACGGUGUCGCUGGCGGGCCUCAUGAACGACUUGAAACGCGAGAUUAUCAUGAAAGACGAGGUGCUGAAGAGUCGCCAAGUGACUGUCGAUAAUCUCGAAAUGUGUUUGGCGGAGAUGAAACGACAUCUGGACCGCAUCGAGAAGGAAAAUCACACAUUGACAAAGACAAAUAGUGAGUUAAGCAAGCAAUUGAGUGUCGUUGAGAAGGAAAAGCAGGAAAUUGCCGAGAAGAAAGAGGAGUUUGACAAGUUGGUAACGGACAACCAACAAGAAUUAGCGAGUCUCAAACAGGCAAAGGAACAACUCGAGUUCGAGCACGCUAAUCAAACGCAAACGAUACAACACUUGCGUCGCGUCUUGGAAGAGACAAAGCGCAAUGGUAAUGCUACCGUAAGUCCAUCAUCAUCAUCAUUUCUGAGCACAUUUUUCCGAUCAGUGCAUGAUGUGUGAAAAUUAACAAUUUUUUUUUUACUUAAUUUUUUUUAGUUCUUAAUUAGUUGUUAAGUAGCACUCCUGACAUUUUUAUCAUUCUUAAUUUUGCUUUUUUAGAAACACAAUUUAUGUUCAAUGUCACAUUUUUGUGUCAAUUGCACCCGAAAAUGAAGAGUGAGUUUGUUGUACUUACGAGUCAAGCUUUAAAAGCUUUUUAUGUUAAUUUUUUUUUAAUAAUUUUAACUUCUUUAUGUUUUUAAGAUCUCAUAUCCUGCCAUUAGAAGCUAUUUUUUUGGCUAAAAAUUCAUCGACGCAUUUGUUGCUAAUAAUUUUUUAUUAUUUUGCAAUUCAUUCAAAAAAUUUUUGCAACGAAAAAAAAUUGUAACGUCUUUUUAUCUUAUUUUCUUUAUUUAUUUACAUGCUCUCUCCUUGUUCUCUUUACAUUUGAAAAAAUAUUUACAAAUAUCUAAAAAAUGUGUAAUAAAUUGGAUUACCACACACCAAUCAACUGCAACAACAAAAA
Molecule: messenger RNA, 3027 nt
Organism: Culicoides brevitarsis
Lineage: Eukaryota; Metazoa; Arthropoda; Insecta; Diptera; Ceratopogonidae
Product: optineurin-like
Exons: 7
Coding region: 231-2522 (763 amino acids)
Source: RefSeq, a predicted model, not a curated record